CUCCCUGGGCUUUGUUGCGCGAGCACGAGCCAUGGCCGACGUGGGUGGGAGAGCUCGAGCUCCGAAGAUGGCAACAAUGGCGGCCGGCGUCGCACUGCACCUGCACCUACAAGGUGACGCGGCCGGCCGCCGGAUAAGCGGCGAAGCUGCCCAAGUUCUUCUCCUUGGGCUGCUUCUGCUUCUACUGGUGAGUUCAGAGUUCAGACUCCAACUUGGGUCAGAUCUCGUUUCCAUGACUCCCAUGUACCCAUGUAUUCUGAAUUUCUGAUCCUAGCUCAAAAUUGUUUUUUUCUCUUUUUGUCAUUUCCUGUUUUGAUGAAACAUGCGCAUCAUUCAAGUAUUAUAAAUUUAUAAUUGGUGCCAGCCGCAAAUUUGCGGAGGUUGGUACGAAUAGGAUUGUUUUUUUGUCCUCAUGUAUUUGUACUUUUGUAGUCCUGUUGAAUCCACUAGAGACUGCUGCUUAUUGCUGAACUGCCACAUAUUGCUGCUAGGAACUCACAAAUUUUCAGGAGUUCUACUCGAUAAACUUAUCAGCACAUUGCACAUCCAGCUUUGCCUCUGAGUGCUUCCAGGGAUGAAGGUGAAGGCAAUUAGAGUCCACAAGAUUGGUGGUCCAGAGGUGCUAACUUGGGAAGAGGUGGAGAUUGGGGAGCCCAGCGAGGGGGAGAUCCGGAUCAAGAACAAGGCUAUCGGUGUCAACUAUGUCGAUAUUUAUUACCGUACUGGGUUGCAUCAAGAACCUCUCCCGUUUGUUCCUGGCAAGGAAGCAGUAGGAGUAGUGUCUGCUGUUGGACCUGGGGUAACAGGUAUCGAAGUUGGCGAUGUAGUCGGCUAUGCUGAUACUCCAAUGGGCACUUACACUGAAGAACAGAUUAUACCGGCAACACUGGCCAUUCCUAUUCCACCUUCAGUGGACCACAUUACUGCAGCAUCUGUUUUACUCAAGGGAAUGACUACAUAUGUCCUUGUGAAACAAGCCUUUAAGAUUCAGGCAGGCCAUACUGUCCUAGUCCAUGCUGCUGCAGGAGGAGUUGGCUCUCUCCUUUGUCAGUGGGCGAAUGCCCUUGGUGCCACCGUUAUCGGGACCGUUUCGACACAAGAGAAAGCAAUCCAAGCAGCCGAAGACGGGUGCCAUCAUGUGAUCAUCUACACCGAGGAGGAUUUCGUAGCCCAAGUUGCUGAAAUCACAUCGAGGAAGGGUGUUCAUGUUGUUUAUGAUGCUGUCGGUAAAGACACCUUCAAGGGAUCAAUGGAGUGUCUGAUGCCGCGUGGAUGCAUGAUCUCUUAUGGGCAAUGUUCAGGGAGGCCUGACCCUGUACCAGUGAGUGAUCUGGCGUCCAAGUCCCUGAUCUUGGGCAGGCCAGGGAUGAGGCACUACACCGCCACCCGCGACGAGCUGCUGCACGCCGCCGGCGAGGUCUUCGCCGGCGUGGCGGCUGGCGUUCUGCGCGUCCGCGUCAACCAUGUCUACCCGCUGCAUGAGGCGGCUCGCGCGCACGCGGAUCUCGAGGCACGGAGAACCUCUGGAUCUGUGGUGUUGUUGCCUGCCAUGCCAGCAGCUGACAGCUGAUGAGAGUAUCCUGUGGCAUUGAUGUUGUUAGAAUAGGUGUCGAAUAUACUAGUUCUAUUUGGUUACAGUUGGACUUGGAAUUGUAAUAGGUGUUAGGGGGUGGAGUUAGAGUCAAACUCUGUAACCCGGCAUCUCUCUUAAAUAGAGCGGGGGGCACCACAAUGUAACCAUGGCGACUACAAUGUAGCGUAGACACGCAGGGAGAUGAUGGCGGCGUGGCCAUGGACUCGUAGCGGCUAGGAGCUAUAUUGGUUGGGGAGGAGCGCCCAUAAUCAGAGCCCCGGGGAUGUAGGUUUCGGCUG
This is a messenger RNA of Oryza sativa Japonica Group (Japanese rice), 1872 nucleotides long. NCBI's taxonomy places the organism in Eukaryota, Viridiplantae, Streptophyta, Magnoliopsida, Poales, Poaceae. The record is from RefSeq and is a predicted model, not a curated record.